This is a messenger RNA of Homo sapiens (human), 1048 nucleotides long. RefSeq names its product CMT1A duplicated region transcript 15 like 2 (gene CDRT15L2). The transcript has 2 exons. The record is from RefSeq and is marked validated. NCBI's taxonomy places the organism in Eukaryota, Metazoa, Chordata, Mammalia, Primates, Hominidae. The coding region runs from base 21 to 866 and encodes 281 amino acids. Gene Ontology annotation, cellular component: membrane.
GAGACGCUCAAGAGAGCAAGAUGUUCUCCUGUUGCUUCCCCACUUCGAGAGGUUGCUGCUUCAGGAAUGGAGGGAGUGAGAGCCUUUUCCGACAAUGCCGAAGAAGGCUCAUCCCUCACCCCAGACGCCUGUGGCCCUUUGUAAGAAGGCGCACCCAGGUACCACAGGACAGCCCGGGGCAGGCCCUAGCUGGCCAGGCCACACCAGAGAUCCCAUCGGGGCUGCCUCUGCACAUUGUCCUUGUCCAGGAGGAGAUUCGGGAGCCCAUGGAGGCACAGACACAUGCUCCUGGUCCGUACGCAGACAUAGCAGCACUUGCGGCACCGGCUGUCGAGCCAAAGCCAGCAUGGGAAGAGCCCCCUCCAGAGAGAGCGCUGGAGGUGGAGGGAGCUCCAGCCAAGGACCAGCCCAGCCAGGAGCUGCCUGAAAUCAUGGCACCUACUGUAGCCACUGGCCUUAAUGCUGGAGCUGAAAACGUGGCUGGAGAGAGAAGUGGGAGGGAGGGGGUGACAAGCACAGCCCCAGCCAGCAGAUCCCAUGCUGCCCCUAGUCCUGGGCAUGGUGGCAAACAUGGAGGCGGAGACCAGGGCAUUCAGACUGGACUCCUGUACCUCGCUGGAGAGAGGCUUCUCUCAUUCGCCGGAACCACAGCCCUGCUGCUGCAGGGCCUGUUUAUUGUGCUAAUUCUGGUGGGGUAUAUCUCUGUGAAGGUGAUGCUCAAGAGCAUUAAAACAAGGCUGGGAAGAAGAGUUCCAGCAGCUCCUCCUGCUCUCAGACGCAAUCUUCUCCUCCAGGCAUGGAAGUGUGUCUGCAACUGGGCAUCCAGGCUGUUUGCCCCUAAUGUGCUGCCCCGAACGGGCUCUUAACAGGUGGGCAGGGGUUGAGGGGACCAGGAGGUGGCUCCAAAGGGUACAGCAAGGAAAGCUUUUAAAGACAGCUGUUGUGCUCCAGGCUCUCCAUGCCACCACCUGCCCUAGCAUUUAUUAAUAGUGUUAGAAUUACAAGUUUAUGAAAUGAAAUAUAAAUAAAGUUUGAUUUCUGAAACUUC